Messenger RNA from Misgurnus anguillicaudatus (oriental weatherfish), 2033 nucleotides. It is a transcript of the gene ogfod1, whose product is annotated as 2-oxoglutarate and iron-dependent oxygenase domain containing 1. Gene Ontology annotation, cellular component: cytoplasm. The record is from RefSeq and is a predicted model, not a curated record. Gene Ontology annotation, biological process: peptidyl-proline hydroxylation; regulation of translational termination. Lineage: Eukaryota; Metazoa; Chordata; Actinopteri; Cypriniformes; Cobitidae. Gene Ontology annotation, molecular function: iron ion binding; peptidyl-proline dioxygenase activity; L-ascorbic acid binding.
UCCUUUAACUGAACGGAAAACAUAAACGAAGAAGAGGAAACGGAAUCGCUUCUAGACAUCGAUGAUGAGAAAAUAAAAGUCCCAUAGGACUGUAUUUCCCUCAUGGUGUUGACAUGUCACCUAAAAAGCGCCAGAAUGAUGCAAAUACCCUUAAGAAGAACAAAAAAGAGAAACGAGGCGAAGUCGCUGUGAUAAACGCGGAUCUGAGAGAUGAAGAUAUCCAGAAAGGCAUGAGAGACGCGUGGCAGAGGAAAGACAGUUUUUCUAAUGGUAAUGUCAAUCUGGAUUGCAAGCCCUUCCCUCACUGUCAGAUCACUAAUUUCCUACAGAGUGACAGCUUUGUGGAGAGCCUACAGGCAGAGCUAUUGCAGCUUAACUUCAACAGCAAGUCAAAUGACUUGUACAAGUUUCAACAGUCAGAUGAUCUAAGGAAAAGAAAAGAACAUCACAUAUCACAGAUCAGGUCAGUGAUUUUUGGAGAAUUUCGUUUGUGGUUGUCAGAGGUGUUGCAAGUGGAUUUGGAGGAAACUGUUGAUAUAUCCUGUGCCAAGUAUGAGCAUACAGAUGUUUUGCUGUGUCACGAUGAUGAGCUAGAGGGCCGAAGAGUUGCGUUCAUCCUCUACCUGGUGCCUCCUUGGGAGGCGAAAGAUGGAGGAACACUGGACCUGUUCAGCACUGAUGAUCACUUUCAGCCUGUGAGUGUUGUAAAGUCAUUGCUUCCUUGCUGGAACUCUCUGAUGUUUUUUGAAGUGUCCCCGGUCUCCUUCCAUCAGGUGUCAGAGGUGCUUGCUGAAGAGAAGUGCCGUUUAUCUCUAAGCGGUUGGUUUCAUGGCCCUUCCCUGCCGAGACCCCCGCGGUACAUCGAACCCCCGAUCCCUCGUCACACACACAUCCCUAGAGAUGAGAGUUUGAUCUUUGAAUGGGUGAAUGAGAUGUACCUUGAUCCUUGCUAUCAGGCUCAAGUGCAGGAAGAAUUUGAAGAUAGUUCAGAGAUUUGUUUGCCUAAUUUCUUACAGGAAGAAAAAUUAAGGCAGGUGCGCAGUGCACUGCAGUCGUCUGAGAUCCAGUGGCAGAGAAGGGGUCCACCCAAUAAGAGGUCUUAUGGCUGUGCAGAUAUGCAGACGGUCCCUUCGUGUGUAAAAGAAUGCUGGGAACUUCUCUCCUCUGAACCGUUUUUUAUCCUCCUGUCAAACAUGACUGGUCUCCAUCUGCACUUUCUGGCCCAGUCUAAUGAUGACGAUGAUGAUGAUGAGAGCGAAGAUGAAAAGAGAGAGACAGAGAAUGGAGAUGAAGGAAAUACACACGCAGAGGGAUGCAGUAGUACUACAGAAACGGAAACAACUUCUGCUGAGAAGAAACCCAAAGGACCUCCUACAUGUGUGGGAGAACUGCAUCGCUGGGCACAUGGUGACUACACGUUAUUACACGACUCGGUCAAAAGAGAGUAUGCGCUGGAUCUUCAGCUACACGUUGGUUGUGCAGGUUGGAAGGCGGAGUUUGGAGGAUUUACGUCCUAUAUUGCUAAUGAUGAAGAUGAGGAGCUCCUGACAGUUUAUCCGGAAGAUAACUCCCUUGCUCUGGUCUACAGAGACAAAGACACUCUCAAAUUCAUCAAACAUAUCAAUAACAGCAGCUCUGCACACCUUUCUGCCCAAAAUACCACAGCUUUUUAUGACUUCUCUUUUAACUACUAUGAAUGAUGAAUCAGAAUGGCUUGGUUGAUUGACUGAUUGUGUAAAUGUCUGUGACAUCAUUGUGCAAGCGCAUUGGCCAUAAUAAUGUAAAUCAGUGGUUCUCAACUCCGGUCCUCGGGCCCCCCUCCCAGAAUGUUUUGGAUGUUUAAAAAAACUUUUCUUUAACACACUAACAAGCUUAUGUACUAUCAGGUUGUUAUAUAUGGAGACAUCUAAAAUGUUCUGGGAGGAGAACCACUGAUGUAAGUAAUAAGGGCUCAGUACACACAUAAAAAGUAUUUCUAUCCCCUAAAAAAGCACUAGCACUGUGCUCUGUCAAUAAAUGUAUUAUAGACAACA